AUGAAAAAAAUACCAAGAAUUGUACCUUGGACAUCCCCCGAAGAAUUUCAACAAGUUCAUAGUUGGCUCUAUGCAGAAUCUCCGAAUUUGCGUGAAUUAGGAGUUAAAAGGGUAAAGGCUUGGUCCAGUCGUGGAAGAGUUCCUCAUGCGAUUUUAAGCACAGCGGCGUUUGUUGAAGCAUCGUUAAGAGAUGAUUUUGGAUACGGGAAAAUUACAACUCAUGAACUAAGAUUAUUAUACUCAAUGGUGUUUGUUAGGUUUGUAAAUGGAAUAGUGGAUCCAGCUCAACAAGGAGUUUUUGCUUCAUCGAUAUCCUCUAUCGCAACUAAAUUACAUAUGCCAUUGUGGUUUGUAGAAUUGCGUCAUGCGGGAACUCACGAGCGUCUUCCAAGUCUGCAAAUAUUACGAAAUGGAUGUAAACAUGCGUUACAAUGGUUAAACGAAAACUUUUGGUCAUCUCAAAUGCCAUGGAAAUCAACACAAGUUGACGGAAUGCGUUCUAUGGUAUUUCAAUACAAAGAACUUCGGAAAGAAAAUAUGAAUAAUUAUGAAACAAAUGAACGCGAUCCAUCCACGAAGGUUGUGAAAAACAUAAUGGAUUUAAUUAGUGAAGAAUACAUUAGAGAAUUACUUAUUUCUGUUUUAUUGGAACCUGGAGUUUUGGUUCCUAUGGCAAAAAAAAAACGUGUAUUGGCUCGGGAUUUAAGUUUAUCUCAAGAAUCAAUUCAAAUAUGGAUGCCAAUGUUGAAUGCAUUUGGAGAAAAAUGGAGUACUUUUGGAGAUGAGCUAAUAUUUGGAAUGUUGGAAGUUUUGACUAGGGAUAAGGAUGACUUAAAACUAGACAUGAGCAUUCCUCAAUCUAAAUCCGCACAUACAAGUUCCAGCUAUCGUAUGACUUUGGUUGCAUGGAUCAAACAUAUUUUGAAUAUUUAUUAUAUUGAAAAUACAUCAUUAUUUACUUCUAUAGAAGUGAAUGAUAUAUUGGAAUUUUGUUUAAGUAAACCAAAUGCGUAUACUCAAUUGAUAUUAGAAAUUAUGGCGGAACGUGAUGAAGAAUUAAAUAAAAGUAUUACUCCGUUCCUGAAUUAUAUUAAGAAAUUGCUUCAUGAUAAUGAUAUUAUCCAAAAUGUUGAGGAUAUACCCAAAAUUACUGAAGAAGAUAUGAAUGCUGAAAUAUUCAAGUUACGACAUGAGCUGGAUAAGGCUAAUAAAUUAAUGAAGAAUGUAUCUUCAGAAGAAGUAAUAUUAGAAAGUAAUGAUGAUACAAUGCCUUCAAAUAAGGAAAUAGCAUGGAAGAUGCAUGAUCUUAAUGAAUGGAAACCUUGUGCUUUAGGUUGUUUGCCUAAUGGUCAAGUUCCUUGUUUAGAUUUACCGUUGGAAUUGGAUGGUCCUAUCACUGUUAAUCUUGAUCCUAUAGAUGAUAUAAAUCUGAUGGAUACAGAUAAUUAA
Messenger RNA from Funneliformis geosporum, 1449 nucleotides. The record is from the annotation of a GenBank genome assembly. Lineage: Eukaryota; Fungi; Glomeromycota; Glomeromycetes; Glomerales; Glomeraceae.